AUGCCUCAUACUUACCCCCCCGUCAAACUUCCCCAUCCCUUCCUCACCGCCUACCAAGUGCGCGUCGCCGAAGAAGGUUCUCCAGCAAAGCGUGUCUUAGCAUUGGAAGAGCAACCCUCAAAUGGCCGACCUCUACCUCAACCUUUACACUUGGAAUCUCUCUCAUGGCGCGAUUUGACCUCCAGCCCGGAGGACCAGCAACCCCCCUCCAACAACAACACCGCCUGGGCCCGAGCCCGCCGCAGCCCCCAGACCACCUUCCAAUGGACUGAGCAAACCCCGUCUCUAGGCCAGAUCUGGGGAAUCGUUCAUGCAAUUUACCUCGCUCAUCCGACAAACGAAUACUUCCGCGUGACACUAGACGGUACAGGGAAAGGCACACUUCGCAGCGAGCUACUUGCGACCGGCCUAGCCAUCGAGCACCCAAAGCCAUUUGGCUCAAAGGAGAUAGCGCCCGAGCAAGCAGAGGAGCUGUUGAUCCUCCGAAGCUCAUUCUGGCAAGGUGCAGCAUCACCAGCAGGCCCACGACCAAUCUGGAAUGUUGGUGACGGGAUUGACCGACCCGCGCGCGAAUCUUUGGACCGAUACCCCAUUCUGCCGGAGAACUACCACAUCACAAACAAGUUUCCCGAGGAGCCAGUAUACACGCGACACCCUAUCCGACGACCCAAGCCUGCGCCUGGCUCGAUUGCAUACAGUCGAUAUAUCCCCGAGGUGAACGAGCACUUUUCUCUAGAGGUUGUGAACUGGGAGGAUGCAGAGCACCUGAAGCUUUUCAAUACCUGGCAAAAUGACCCGCGAGUGGCGAAGGGUUGGAAUGAAACCGGCACAUUAGAUCAACAUCGCGAAUACCUACGCAAGCUGCACUUCGACCCUCAUGUCCUGUGCUUGUUUGGACGUUUCAACGAUACCCGAUUCUCGUACUAUGAACUUUACUGGGCUAAGGAGGACCAUUACGGUGCCCACUACAAUGCCGGAGACUACGACCGUGGCCGUCACUCCCUCGUCGGCGAUGCCUCCUUCCGCGGCGCCCAACGCGUCAACGCCUGGUACUCCAGCUGUAUCCACUAUUGUUUCUUAGACGACCCACGCACAGCAAAUGUUGUCGGUGAGCCUCGUGCCACUGGCUCAAUCAUCUUAUCAUAUGAGAAUGCGCAGGGUCUCACCAUCGGCUCAUACGUCGAUCUCGGACAUAAGCGCUCUGUGCACUCCAUUGCCAGUCGAGAGAAGUGGUUCCAAUUGUGUCCGAUCUUCUGGGAUGGACGAGAGCGACCACUGGAGUCUGCGGAUCGCGCCGCGUGGAAUGCUAAGCUCUAG
Penicillium angulare is the source of this 1317-nucleotide messenger RNA. RefSeq names its product GNAT family N-acetyltransferase. Lineage: Eukaryota; Fungi; Ascomycota; Eurotiomycetes; Eurotiales; Aspergillaceae. The transcript is spliced from 2 exons. The record is from RefSeq and is a predicted model, not a curated record. The coding region runs from base 1 to 1317 and encodes 438 amino acids. Gene Ontology annotation, biological process: siderophore biosynthetic process.